UAGUGCUAUUGGCACAGAAUAGUAGUCAAGUAACAACAGUAGCUUAUGCUUUUGUGGGAAGCUAAUGGGAUCUUAAUACAAUUCUAAACCAAAAGUUAUUAAUAACGAAUGACAAGAAAACAAAGCAAAAGAUGAGUCAGCCAACUUUUUGAAUGUUUUGAGAAAGCCCAGAGGAUUGAAAGUUGGAGAGAUCGAGAGUUGCCCAAACUGUUUCCUUUGCGUGAAAUGGUCACACUCAAGGCAGCAUUUUGAUGCCUGUGUAGAAGAAUUGCAUUCGUCUGAAGAGCACCAGAAGAACUACACUCUAUCAGGGAGCAGACAAGGCUUUCAGAAUAAGUCACUCGCAUACACACAUGAGUGCUGUGUACCCCUUGCGCUGGGCCGUGCGCAAUGCCUGACCGGGACAGCGCCUAUCUUUCAGGUGGUGGUGGGAGUAGCAGCAGUGGUGUGGGUGGUAGUGUGGGCGACGAAGGGGGGCUAGGGGCUGGUUUUGGAGGGGGCACAGGAGAGGGCCGGGGUGGAUCAGGGAUAGGUGGAGGAAGUGGCUCUGGUUCUGGGGGCAUGGGUGGAGGAGGGGCUCUUGGGAAUGGGAACAACUGUGGGGGAGGUGGCCCCGGGGGCCUGGGGUCAGGACCGGCUCCAGACGGAGUCUGCAGAGACUUCUUGAGGAAUGUGUGCAAGAGGGGCAAAAGGUGCCGCUUCAAACACCCUGAUUUCAACGAGGUGCCAGACCUCGGGGUCCAGAAGAACGAGUUCAUUUUCUGCCACGACCACCAGAACAAGGAGUGUGUCCGCUCCAACUGUCGCUUUGUUCAUGGCUCCAAGGAGGAUGAGGACUACUAUAAGAAGUCAGGGGAGCUGCCCCUCAGGCUCAGAGGGAAGGUAGCUGCAGGGCUGGGCCUGUCUCCCAUGGACCUCCCCCACAGCCGAGGGGAGGUCCCCAUCUGCAGGGACUUCCUAAAAGGAGAGUGCCAGCGGGGCAACAAGUGUAAGUUCCGCCACGUCAAGAAGGACUAUGAAUACGAGCCGGCCAGGGUGGGGGUGGGGGGUGUCAUGGGCCCGGGGGCCAGUGGGAUGGUAAACACGGGUGGUGGGGUGGGAGGGGUUGGGGUGGGUGCUUGCGGGGGCAUGGCUGGACUGGUGGGGGGCGGAGUUGGGAGCAACAUGAUGGGGAUGGGGUGCCCCAGCCUGGGGGGGUGCAGAGAUCCGGGCAUCUCAGGUGUGGGGGGCGUAGGGGGGAGUGGGAUGGGGGGCUGCCUUGCCAUGGGGGCUUCAGGACAACGUCGCUUUGACAGGGGCCCCUGCUCGGUAUACGAUCCCCUGUUUGAGAGUGGCCUGUAUGAGACCGGGCCAUUGGAGGCCCCUGUAGACCACACAACGCUGCAGCUGAAGAGACGCCGGCUGGAGGGGCUCCGCCUGGACGGAAGUGGAGGAGGACACUAUGAGCUGGGGUUGCAGGCCGCCCUACCACCACGCCCCCUGGACUACCGCUUUCUGGAGGAGGAGAACACCUUGCUGAGGAGGCGGGUGGAGGAGCUGAAGAAACAGGUCUCUAACCUCAUGGCCACCAACGAGGUGCUGCUGGAGCAGAAUGCUCAGUUCCGGAGCCAGACCAAGGUGUCAGUGAUGACUUUGUCUUCCACCCCUGCCCCAUCUGAGCAGACCAUGGCGCCCCCUGUGGGUGCGGUGAGCUCCUACAAUCACAGCAUCGCCCAGACACACACUACCCUAAGCAGUGCUGGGCUGCAGCCUCGCACCGUCACCCUCACACAGCAGGACCUGGUGGCCCCCACCGGCGCCCCGACAGUACCCCCCUCCAAUGCAGCCCCGCCCAGUGCCCCCCCUCCACACCUCAACCCAGAGAUCACCCCGCUCUCAGCCGCUCUGGCUCAGACUAUUGCCCAGGGCCUGGUUCCCCCUGUCUCUAUGGCCCCUGUCACUGUUUCUGUGGCGCCUGUGGCAGUAUCCAUGGCACCGCCACUGCCGGGCAUCACUAUAAGCCAUGCCACCACCCCCAUGGUGUCUUACCCCAUAGCCAGCCAGAGUAUGAGAAUCACAACCAUACCCCACUGAUGCAGAUCACGUUCUGGGACACCUGUGGAUCCAGAGAUGGGCCUGGGAAUGGCCUCUCAAGCUUUACUUUGCCCGUAGAAAGUGACUGCCUCAAGGGGUCAUGUCCAGGUGGGAGACCCCUAAUGCCCGUGCUUGAUGGGCUGAGAGAAGGCUUUGGGAGAACUUCACUGUUACAACUUGAUUUAGAAGGGUGUCUGAUCCUAAAAGGAGUCCAUGGAUCAAGAGAGACACGUCUGUUGUUCAGUUAUCUUUUAAACUGCCUUUAUAGACUUCAGUUAAAUUAUUUCUGUCUCUUAUACACACGCUUUUAUAUUGUAAAUAGUUUAGCUUGGUUUUGUUAAAAAAUAUAGAAAUGUGCUAAUGCCAAUAUUUGUAUAUUUCGGUAUUAAUAAUACAAAAAAUGAAAAAUGUAUGAACUAGUUGGGUUUUGUGAGAAAAUUCUCAAAAUAACCUUAAAAGAACUGGGGGGAAAUGAUGAACAUGCUUGCACGCCUCCAUUACUUCCAUUGAUUUUGCUUUGUGACAGUGUUAACUCGAGGUCCAGAAAGCACCUUUUGAAAUAAGCAUAACAAAUUGCCAUUAACUGAAAAUAUGUCAGGGUGAUGUUCCAGGUAACCUUUGUUUCUGUAUUUUCCUUGCACCUUGAUGUUUUGUAUACAUUUAAAUUUAAACAACUACAAGAAAAUUAAAAGUUUGUCUUAUCGUGAAUUAAGCAAGAUAUCGAGAGCUGUGGAAGUUUGUUUGCUACAUUAGUAGCUAAAUGUAGGUAAGUGUAAGGAUGAAGAACUUUUACUAUACCUUUUGUAAAGAUAUAUUUUGUAUAAUCUCAAUGUACAUAUGCAGUCGGAUGAAUGUGUAAACAUAUUGUUGGGUAAAUGCGGUACAUUUUAAAAUGUAUACUUGCUAUAUAGCCUAGUCUUGUGUAGUGUGGGGUGUAAUGGCCUUCAUCACUCAUACUGGACUAUAUCACUGCAAACACUAGGCUUCUGGCCAAAACUUAGCACCAAGAUGUUUACAGAAGAUCAUGACCCCCAUUUGUGCUGUCUUCCUUUUGGUUGUGGUCUACCUGCAUGCCGUUGUGCUGCAUACGUCAGACAGCCAAUCACAAUGAGAGCCUGUGACCGGUGUUCUCCUGUCUCAACCUUCGUCACCUCAGACUGAACACUUACAAGUACAUGGCGUUUGCCGUAGACCUUGUGGGUCCGGCUUGUCAUCCGCUGGCAUCUCUGCUCUUGUGGAAUUCCGAUGCCUCGAGGAGCCUGUCCCCAUAUCAGCUUCAAGGCUGUCGUCAUUCCUAGGCAUGACAAGCCUGCUACAUGCACUGUCUGCAAGAAGAUUAUCACAGCUGCGGCAGUUUCUGAAGCAGGAUGCUACAGGGAUACUCCAGCCUGUCAGGGUGCACUGAGGAGCCACUGUGGCUCCACAAUACAUUCCCUGGUUCAUCCACUUAAGCUGUGAUGCUUCUUCAGGGCUAUGUGGGCUGUCCUAUAGUAAUUGGAAGGUUGAAACAGGAGCUCAGACACACCGAUAAAUGUUCAAAGCACUACUGAUUCGGCACAAUGGGCCAGUGGUUGUGACAACAGCAUGUGAUUAAAGAUGUCCAAAGCUUGUUGCAAAAGGUACAAAAGCUUUCAAAGUUAAACUGCAGGGGUUGCACUGACUUGUGUUGGGACUUAUAAAUGGUAGUAGGUAGUGGCACGAGAUCGAGUCUUGUUUUCAGUUAAAGCAACACUUAUGUUCAUAUAAUUCAUUUUAUUCAUUUCCUUCUGUGACAGUCCUGCUUUCAUCUUCCAAUAUAAUUAAUAGUUUAACAAAAAAUGUAGCUGGAAAAGUCAGUAAGAUGUAAUGGGAAGUCGCACUAAUGUUCCUAUUCCCAAAGUGUCUCACCAUUCUGUCAUGAAGUCUUUUUGAUCAUGACAGGAAACCACGUCCAUAAAAACUUUAAAUGUGAUUUAUUUCUGACCAGCAGGUGUCACUAUUGUACAUUGUUUGAAAGCUAUGAGUAAGGAAGGCAAGCCUCAGGUUUUAGAAAACUUUGGUUGAGCAAUGCUGUUCUGUGUCGGCUUCAUGAUGGUGUGGAAAAGCCCCAGCUUUCACCUCUUGAGCCAUCAGUGGAUGCCUUGCAGUAUAAUAUCAUUUAAAUAUGCAUUCCUGGAUUUUUGGCCACGGUUUUUAAAAGUGGUGCUGCCGAGUCUUUGAAAAUUGGUCUUUGAAAAUUGUGUUCUAGGUCGUAUACGUUAUGUGGCCGUAUGCGCCCAUGUCAUCACGACCAAUGUCUUUA
Messenger RNA from Esox lucius (northern pike), 4354 nucleotides. It is a transcript of the gene zc3h10, whose product is annotated as zinc finger CCCH-type containing 10. Gene Ontology annotation, molecular function: metal ion binding. The coding region runs from base 391 to 2073 and encodes 560 amino acids. The record is from RefSeq and is a predicted model, not a curated record. Lineage: Eukaryota; Metazoa; Chordata; Actinopteri; Esociformes; Esocidae. The transcript is spliced from 3 exons.